AAAGUAUCAAAGUGAAUUAAACAAUAGUUAAAAAGUGAUCUGAAUCUCCUAAUAUUAACACAAAUAUUUACAUGAGCAAUUCAUUGUUGUUUGCAGAAUUUUAAUUAUCAAACCUUUCAAGGGUAUCGAAUGAUGAUUAUCGUUCAUUUCUCCGUAGUUUCUGCUAAUUUUUAAUCAAUCGCUACUCUCUUCUAAAAAACAUAUUUUUACUUUUGCACGUUUCAUUUCGCGGUCUUUCUCAAUGCGGCAAAGAUGUCAUUGAAUAUCGAUGUGGAUAAAGCGUCGUCGAAUGGGAAGGAGAAGAAACUAUCGAUAGACGAACACACGCCAUUGACCUAUUUUGUGAGUCGAAAUGUGUUGCAACAAGAGGAUUUAACGCACAUUUCCGGUUACGACAGACAGAAACCCACAAUUGUCCAAAGCACAAAGCAGUCCUUUGAGGAGUUCAAAUGCACGAAAUUUGUGAAAAAUGUUGUUCCCGUGCUGGAAUGGCUGCCGAAAUAUUCGAUCAAGAAUAAUUUUGUCGGGGAUUUGAUGGCUGGUAUAACGGUAGCUGUGAUGCAUAUUCCGCAAGGAAUGGCUUAUGGAAUAUUAGCUGGUUUGACUCCAAGUGUCGGAUUGUAUAUGGCAUUCUUUCCUACUUUGGUCUACUUCUUGUUUGGUACGUCGAGGCACAUUUCGACAGGAACAUUUGCCGUUAUAAGCAUCAUGACAGCGAAAGUUGUGAAUACUUAUGCCACGAAUUCGCCGCAUUUGGAGGAUGAAACAUCUGGAAUGAACAUUACGGAAUCUCUACUCGAAACCACCGAUGAACCUCAAUACACUGCCUUCCAAGUUGCGACAGCUGUCACGAUGGUCUGCGGUAUCUACCAAUUAAUGAUGAGUUUCCUUCGUUUGGGAACUUUGGCGGCAUUAUUAAGCAAACCGCUCGUAAAUGCCUUCACAACAGCAGCUGCCAUCCACGUUCUCGUCAGCCAAAUGAAAGAUUUGUUCGGAGUAACGGUGCCUCGUUACAAUGGCGCUUUUAAAAUCAUUUUAACACUCAUCGACAUCAUCAAAGAGAUCCCUCGAUGUAAUAUAACAACAGUUAUUGUAUCAGCCUGUGUCAUGUUAUUCAUGAUUUUUAUGAAUGAAUUUUUAAAACCAAAAACUGCUAAAAAAUGUCGAUUUCCAAUUCCCGCCGAAUUAAUGGCUGUCGUUGGUGCUACUUUGAUAUCAUAUCUCAUGAAAUUAGGACCUCAAUACAGUGUCAAGCUCGUUGGAAACAUUCCUCUUGGGCUUCCAGAGCCUGAGGUGCCUCCAUUUGCCUUGCUAAAAGUUGUUGCUGUAGAUUCAAUUGCUAUCACAAUGGUUAGUUUUUCGAUUGGGAUCUCAAUGGCAUUGAUUUUUGCUCAGAAACAAUGUUAUGAAGUGCGUCCCAAUCAAGAAUUGUUCGCUUUUGGUUUAAGUAACUUGGUUGGCUCAUGUUUCAGUUGCAUCCCAAUGGCAUGCAGUUUAUCGCGUUCUGUGAUUCAAGAACAAACAGGCGGAAAGACACAAAUUACUUCAGUUGUGUCAGCAUCUCUCAUUUUAGUGCUUCUACUGUGGCUUGGACCCUUUUUCGAGACAUUACCAAAGUGCGUUCUUGCGGGAAUCAUCAUCGUCGCUCUAAAAUCCAUGUUUUUGCAAGUGCUGGACUUGCCCAAAUUUUAUCGUCAAAGCGUUCUUGAAGCCAUCGUUUGGAUUGUAACAUUUUUCGGUGUCGUCUUGAUCGACAUCGAUGUCGGGCUUUUAGCUGGCGUGCUUGUUUCACUCGCCGUUUUGUACAUAAAAGGUUACAAAUCGUAUUCUUGCCUUUUGGGAGUCGUUCCGAGCACAGGAAUUUAUGUCGACAUCAAAACGCACAAAGAUGCCAAAGAACUUUCGAAAAUUAAAAUAUUUCGAUACACGGGAGCGAUUAAUUUUGCUUGCAGAUCGACAUUCAAGUCGCAACUGUCGGAGGCGAUAAAAGUCGAUCAUCGCGUGAUUCGAAGAGCUUCGAUGAUGACAAAUGCCGACGAAUCGUCGAAACUUGUGGGAAUGCGGGCAGUUAUCCUGGAUUUAUCGACGGUGCCUCAUAUUGACUUUGCAGCCUGCGAAACUUUCGGAGAAAUUAAGAAGGAACUCGACUUGCUGAAUUGUGUUCUGUUGAUGGCAAAUCCACAAGAUGCUGUUUACGAUACUCUCGUGCACGCAAACGCCUUGGGAGUUGGUCCGUUUCAGGUUUUUGCGUCGAUUCAUGAUGCCGUGCUCUUUACACAACGUCGAUUGGAAACAAUUGUCUGAAAAAAAUCUCAAAAAAUUGAUGAAUGUGCCUUGAAACUAUAGGAGAAUUUUAGUCAUUUAAUGGUGCUCGGACUCUCUUACAAACAAAAAAAUUAUAUUAAAAAAAUUAUUAGUUACCAAAUGAAUUGAAUUUUAUAAAAAAUAAUGUUUUAUGUUGUUCGUCGAAUAUUGUAGUGAAAAAAAAACACUUAUACGAAUAGUACUUAGUUAGCCGAA
Molecule: messenger RNA, 2520 nt
Organism: Culicoides brevitarsis
Lineage: Eukaryota; Metazoa; Arthropoda; Insecta; Diptera; Ceratopogonidae
Gene: Prestin
Product: solute carrier family 26 member 6
Exons: 7
Coding region: 253-2304 (683 amino acids)
Biological process (GO): transmembrane transport
Cellular component (GO): plasma membrane
Molecular function (GO): oxalate transmembrane transporter activity; chloride transmembrane transporter activity; bicarbonate transmembrane transporter activity
Source: RefSeq, a predicted model, not a curated record